AUGCCUUCGUAUCACGGUUGGGGGCCAAAUGGCCAACAUUCCCGACUUCCACCUACUCCUCCAGAGUACCAGACCGCCUAUCUCACACCCAUGAGUGCGGUUUCCGAGCAAGGGUUUUAUCCUUCGCAAGGCGUUCACUCCCGUCGGUCCCAUUCGUCACGAGACUAUAACGACCGAUACCAACCUCCACCCGCCUACACUGCUCAACAGUCUCUGUCAGGACAAGUAGCGCGGCUCGGACAUGCUCAACCCUCUCAAGAAUAUCCGUAUCCUCCACCAUAUGCUCAAGCAGGUCCCCAAUAUGGAUAUCCGACCGUCGGUGCACCGCUUCUGCCUCCCAUUCGCGUCAGUGAAGCGAUCGAUUUCCCGGCACACUACGCUCAGCAACAUCCCGAACCCAAACCCAAGGAAGACAAGCCCACAGGAGGCGUGGCGCAACAUUUGGACUAUGACAUGGAUCUGAUGUCCAGCUUUGUUGCUGAGAUGUCCCAAAAACUUGUAACUCCAGAAUCAGCCCCAACAUCUCAGUUUCGCAAAUAUGUCUCUCAAAUCCUCUCGUCCACUCGUCUGCCCAGCUCCACCAUCAUGUUGGGACUAUUCUAUUUGGCAUCGCGGAUGAAGCAAAUCAUUGAGCGCGGCCAGUCGACUUCGUCCUCCGGCACCGUCUACCGUAUGCUCACCACCUGUCUACUACUUGGGAGCAAAUUCCUGGACGACAACACUUUCCAAAAUCGAUCGUGGGCAGAAGUCAGCAGCAUUCCUGUGCAUGAGUUGAACAUGAUGGAACUUCAGUGGCUCACAGACUUCAACUGGGAAAUUCACGGAAUGAUGUACCAGGAAGACGAAGGCUUCUUUAUGUGGGUGGAGCAUUGGCAUGCCUACGAAGAAAAAGCUCAGCUGGCCAAGGUCAAGGAGAUGCACAAGCUAACUCCUAUCGAGACCAACGUUCACCGCACUCACAACGUUCAGCAUCAGCCUCUCAUGUCUCCAGAGGGGCCUAUUCCGCCUCAGUAUCAACAAGGUUCACAGUACGAUACUCGUUGGGUACGACCCUAUAUUUCGGAAUACUCGCCGCCGUCUGCGCCGCACAGUGACCCUUCAACACCUGACUACUAUACUCCUACUUGGCUUUACACAGCAACGGGACCAGCAUAUGGUCGCCAGCCAUAUCAUUCUGGUAACGCCUCGGCGUAUGCAGCGCAACGCAACCAGCUUCCGGCAUACGGUCACACAUAUACCUAUCCUCCGUGUCUUGCACCGACCAACUGGAUUACACAUGGGCCCAACUGCAAUUGCCCUCUUCAUGCGAAGCAUCCGGACUAUUACUUCAGUCAUGCUGGCUAUCCUUUGCAAACCGUGGUAGGUUGA
Rhinocladiella mackenziei CBS 650.93 is the source of this 1368-nucleotide messenger RNA. RefSeq lists its product as uncharacterized. The record is from RefSeq and is a predicted model, not a curated record. The transcript is spliced from 2 exons. Gene Ontology annotation, molecular function: protein kinase binding; cyclin-dependent protein serine/threonine kinase regulator activity. NCBI's taxonomy places the organism in Eukaryota, Fungi, Ascomycota, Eurotiomycetes, Chaetothyriales, Herpotrichiellaceae. Gene Ontology annotation, biological process: regulation of cyclin-dependent protein serine/threonine kinase activity. Bases 1 to 1368 code for a protein of 455 amino acids. Gene Ontology annotation, cellular component: cyclin-dependent protein kinase holoenzyme complex; nucleus.